Messenger RNA from Entrophospora sp. SA101, 127 nucleotides. The record is from the annotation of a GenBank genome assembly. NCBI's taxonomy places the organism in Eukaryota, Fungi, Glomeromycota, Glomeromycetes, Entrophosporales, Entrophosporaceae.
CGAACAAAACGAUAACAUCAUAAACCGUGCUUCUACUCUGUCAUAUCGUCGAUCAGGCCGAGCAGUAAAAGCAAGGUUUAAAGAUAUAGCAAGAAGAACAAAAAAUAUCUUAAGAGCUACGAUAUAA